GACCAAUCGAGGAGUACUCCUAGUGGCAUCUGUUCCAGUUCCACCAGGGGCCAUGGCUAGCCUAGCUCUUCGGGUGGCGGCGGCCGGCAGCGCGCCGCUUCGAUGGGCGGACCUGGGCUUGGUGGCAGGUGCGCUGGCGGCGCUGGGCGCCUGUGGCGUCGUCUUCCGGAGCUUCCUGGUGCCCUCGCCACCCACAUGCACCGCAAGCACGGGCCUGGCGCUGGCGCUCAGGUGCUUCUUCUUCCCGUGCCUGGCGGAGGAGGUGGUCUUCCGCGCUGUGCUGCUGCCGAAUCUCCGAGUCGGCCGAGUUGCCGCGGGAGGCGCAAAUGCCUGGGGCAUGCUGGGCGAGAUGACGCUGCAGCAGUGGCUCUGGGCCUUGGCUUGCCUGGCGCUCUUUGUGCUCUACCACCUGCCCUCCGGCCAGCUCUUGUCCCGCUGCGGCCUCACCCGCGACGGCGGCAGGACCUUCCAGGAUCCGCGGUUCCUGGCGCUGGCGGCGCUGCUGGGCCUCGCCUGCAGCGGCGUCUACCUCGCCUCAGGUAGCCUUUGGGCAGCCGUGGCGGUACACUGGCUGCCAGUGUGCCUUUGGUUGCUGUUCCUGGGCGGGGAGCAAAGGCUCCGCGGCGAAGGCUACGAGGACGCGCAAAAAAGGCCGCUAGAUGAAGGUCACAGCGACCCGCCUGCAGCUGGAUCUGAUUUCGGGUCGGUGCGGCCCGUGAAGGGCGCGGCCUUCCACGUGGAGAUCCUGGCUGAGGAGACGGUGAGGGCGCUGAAGCGGGCGAUCGCGGAGGCGCGCGCGGACUUCCCCUCGGAGCUGCAGAAGCUGCUGCACGCCGGGAAGGUGUUGGGUGAUGACACCACCGUGAGUGAAGCUGGCAUCAAAGAGUCAGACCCUGUGGUGGUGCUGCUGGGAAAGCCGAAGUCAGAGGAGUCGAGCCGAGAGCCUGCCGCAACCCCCACGCCGGCGCCCGCGCCAACGCCCGCGCCAACGCCCGCGCCAGCGCCAGCGCCGGCGCCGGCGCCAGCGCCGGCGGGGGCAGCGGAGCGCUUGUGCGAGAUGGGCUUUCCGAAGGACAAGGUCCUGGAGUGUCUCCGGGUGGCUGGCAACAACGAGCAGCAGGCAGUGGAGUACCUGCUGGGCGGCUUGCCGCGGGAGAGGUCCCGCUCCCCCCGCAGAAGUUCAGCCGAGGAGGAUGCGGCUGAAGCGCCGGAGGAGGAUGCGGCUGGCGAGGAGCCUAUGGAAGAGGCAGAGGUCUCGGAGUCCGACCAAGCGGCGGUGAGCCGGCUGAUGGCGCUGGGCUUCGGCCAGCAGCAGGCGCUUGAGGCGUACGUCGCCUGCGACCGCCAGGAGGAGCUCGCAGCCAACUUCCUCUUUGAGGAGGGCUGA
This is a messenger RNA of Effrenium voratum, 1387 nucleotides long. The record is from the annotation of a GenBank genome assembly. NCBI's taxonomy places the organism in Eukaryota, Dinophyceae, Suessiales, Symbiodiniaceae.